Messenger RNA from Funneliformis mosseae, 3423 nucleotides. The record is from the annotation of a GenBank genome assembly. Lineage: Eukaryota; Fungi; Glomeromycota; Glomeromycetes; Glomerales; Glomeraceae.
AUGUUUCCAUUUAAUGAACAAAAUGCAAAAAAACGAGCUUUUGUUGAUAAAGCUAGAGCCGAAAGGGAACAACGAGAGAAACAACGUAUAAAACAAAAGGAGGAGCAAAAGUUAUCACAUUCUGCAAUUAUUAUACAAAAAAUUUUUCGUAAACACCUAAAUAAAAAGCAAAAUUUAUCUAAUUUACGCAAUUCAUGGGAUGUGGAUUCAGGUUUUUCGAUUGACUGCAACAAAUCAAAUGAUAAUUAUUCCAGUACUAUGUCACAAAAAAAUUCAUCGGAAAUUCUUUCACUUGCCAAAUUAUUAUUCGGUUUUUUCAACCCAAAACAAGAACCGUUAGAUAAUGCCAGGUUUUCACAUUUAUGUAAAUUAAUCUUAUCCACUACAAAUCCCUCCAAUAAAGCUAACCAAAUAGUUGUCCCGUUUCAUUUUUUAUUGAUAAAUGAGCGUUACGGAAAUUGUACUUUGAACUUGAUGAAAAAAAUUCUUUGGCAAUGUGUCGAAAGGAUAAUUGGGCAUGCGGAUUCUAAAAACAGUCAGACAAUUUCUUUAUAUCUUUCCGGGACUGAAAUAAGACUUUUGAUUCAUUUUCUUAAUCCUGUGAAUUAUGUAGUUAAAGGAAAUGUACCAAAUUCUUCUAAUUUAACGAAUUCUAUCACCACAUUAUUAAGUCAAAAUUUAAUUAUAUUUCAUAAUUUUCUUUCACAAAAAGGAUUUUACAUAUUAAUAGGUUCAGGAAUGUCACUUAGAGUGAAUUCAAUGUUAACUCUAAGAUCUCGUGCAAAAAAAGUAAAACUUUCAACAGAAGAUGAAAAAAAGUUGAAUUCAACAAAUUUAUGGAUCUUGGCUUGUAUAAAGUGUUGCCUAUUUUUAUUAGAUUCAAAUUUCGAGGGAGGACAUUUGCAAUCAUCUACAGAACAACUUGUUCAACAUUAUAGUGAAAAGAACAAGUUAAUCAUGUUUUUCAUUCAUAUAUUGUCAACUCCUUGCCUCCUAUCUUCUUUAGAUGAUAGUUGUUUAGAUAUGUUAAGAAAAUGGAAUAUUCCAACAAAAAUUAUCGAAACAAUGCGUGAUAAUGAUUCUUUAUUACAAAUUUUAAAUGGGCUAACCGGAAAUGAUGCAAUAUUUUUGAUGGGAAAUAUCGUUGAACUUGUGUCAAAGUCAGAUUUAAUCGCUUUAUCGAUAAGUGAAACUUCAUCGAAAGUAAAGCAAGUUUCUUCAAUACAAAUUCAUGAUUUUAUCGAAAUUAUAACUUCUUUACUUCAACAUUGUCAUAAAUUUGUUUCUUCUAUAAAAUCAAAUACACAUUAUCAAUAUCAUCCUAUAUUUAAAUGGUAUUCUGGAAAACAUGAUUCAAAUAUUCCAAAUUCACAUUUUAAUUUAGUCAUUACACAGCUUGAAUAUUUAUGGCAGAGACUGUUUAUAAGCAAGGCGUUUGAUCAUGUUUUGAAUUUUAAACCUACGGUUAAAGAUCAAAGUAAUCUGUUAAAAUUAUCACCAAGAAAAAAUAGUUUUAGCGAUAAGAAAAUUAGUUUGACUUCAGGAAAAGUUACAAUUUAUGCUAUUGAAACUCAAGCGGUUUGUCGUUUAUAUGUAUUGCUAUUAAAACUUCUCACCGAUCAAAAACAUGAUAUCAUAAUGAAUUUAACUUAUAUUCCAAGUCUCGUUCCUAAUCUUUGGAAGUUUUUAAUGUGUUUGGGUCCAAAAGGGAAUAUGGAGAUAUUCUUGAAUGGAUCUGUAGUAAAAGCGCCAGAAAAGGAACCUUUGAUAAGUAUAUUAGAAUUAUUUUGUGAAUGUUGCAGUAUAUUAUUGUUAACGACGGACGACGAUGAACUAUAUGAUAUGCAAAAUCCUUUUUCAAUUGAAACAGAUGUAAUUCCCAUGGCUGUGUUCUUUAACAGAUUUUGCUUCGCAUUAUUAAGUCAUUCAUCACCUGAAGGUUAUCCACCAACAAUAUUUGAAUCAGCACGUAGGGUUUUACUUCAAUUACAUUCGAGAGACACGCGUCGUUCAUUUUCUGAAGAAAGUAUUUGGCUACUAAUUAAAGAUCCAAAGAAAUCUUUACCAAAAUCGCUUAAAGACCUUUUCAAAAAAUCUUUGUCAAGUAACAAUAAUGACAAGGAUCUUAUGGGAAUGUCGUUCUUGGAUCGAAUCCGUGAUAAUGAUCCUAUAUCGAUUAAAAUUCUUAAUUUAUUACCGCAUACGAUUCCAUUUGAAACGAGAUUAGAAAUUUUUCGUGAUUAUUUGAAAAAUGGUGUCCCAAUUAUUUUAAAUAGUGAAAUUAUGAUUAGAGUUAGGAGAGAUCAUGUGUUGGAUGAUGGUUAUAAACAUUUGGGUGGAUUAAAUCCGGUGAAAACAAAAGGAAGAAUUCGCGUAAAAUUUGUAAACGAAACUGGUACCGAGGAAGAUGGUGUGGAUCAAGGAGGUCCAUUUAAAGAAUUCAUAACGCAGCUUAUCGCUGAAGCAUUUGACCCAUCUUGUGGUUUAUUUGCUGUAACUCCUAAUAGUUCAAUGCUUUAUCCAAAUCAUCAGAAUACGUCAACAAAGAUUACAUUAUAUUCAUUUUUGGGUAAGAUGAUCGCGAGAGCAAUACAGGAAGGUAUUUUAGUCGAUGUACAAUUUGCUGGAUUUUUCCUAAGUAAAAUGGCUGGUAGAGCUGUUUUUCUGGAAGAUUUAAUUGGUUUGGACGAUGAUUUACUGAAGAAUUUAUUGUUUUUAAAAAGAUAUGAUGGGAAUGUUGAGGAUUUGGGGUUAUAUUUUGCAGUUGAUGAAGAAAGUAAUGGAAAAGUCGUUUCAAAAGAUCUCAGGAUAGGUGGAUCGCACUUGUCUGUUACUAAUGACAAUAGGAUUCAGUACAUAUAUCUCAUGGCUGAUUACAAGUUGAAUAAACAGGCAAAAGAACAGACCAGAGCAUUCAUUAAUGGUUUUCAAUCUAUGAUACCCGAAAAUUGGCUAAGGAUGUUUUCACCACCAGAACUACAACGCGUUCUUUCCGGGGAGGACGUUAAUUGGGACGUUUCUGAUCUGCGUAAAUAUACGUUAUAUCAGAAUGGAUACUUCGAUCAACAUCGAAGUAUACGGCAUUUUUGGUCUAUAUUAGAAGAGAUGAAUUCAAAUGAUAAAAGCGCAUUUCUUAAAUUUGUUACGAGUUGUUCCAAGCCACCACUUGGUGGAUUUAAAUAUCUUCAACCACAAUUUACGAUUCGUAUGAUUUCAAGUGAUCAUGCUUCACCUGUAGAAAAUGUCAAUUCCUCACGUUCAAGAUUGAGUAUGGGACAAGUUAAAUCUUUAUUUUCUUCUCUUGGAAAUUUAAAAUCCGCCUCAAAGGAGCGACUACCAAUGAGUUCAACAUGCUUUAAUUUAUUAAAGCUACCGUGUGAGUAUAGAUUAUCAAGAUUUGUAAAAGCUUUCUACGAAGAGUAA